Molecule: messenger RNA, 1545 nt
Organism: Trichogramma pretiosum
Lineage: Eukaryota; Metazoa; Arthropoda; Insecta; Hymenoptera; Trichogrammatidae
Product: ras-related protein Rab-32B-like
Exons: 6
Coding region: 252-902 (216 amino acids)
Biological process (GO): vesicle-mediated transport
Cellular component (GO): trans-Golgi network; Golgi apparatus; vesicle
Molecular function (GO): GTPase activity; GTP binding
Source: RefSeq, a predicted model, not a curated record
UAUUCGUGCGAGCUGCCAUGUGAACGUCGUCGCGCGGCGCUCGUUGUACUACCGACCCGCAAAGACAGACGCAGCGCGAUUAUGGUGUAAAUCGUAUUAUCCCGAUCUCGGCUAGAGUUAGAGUUUACGCAUUAUAUAGCAGCGGAUCGAUCGCGUGUCUCUCGUCUCUUUUUUAUUUUAAUUUUUUUGUUCGUUAUUGAUUGUUGAUACAUAAUAUCGCGCUCUUUGUCGUCGUCGUCGUCGUCGUCGUCAUGUCAGUUAUUCAGCCGAACAACGUGUCGCCGAGGAAGCCGCGCAACGAGCUGCUGCUCAAGGCGCUCGUCAUCGGCGAUUACGGAGUUGGCAAGACCGCCAUCGUCAGGAGGUACACAGAAGGCAAGUUCUCGUCGAAUUACAAGAUAACCAUCGGGGCUGAUUUCGCCUUCAAGUCCAUCGACUGGGACCACCAGACCAAAGUGAAUCUCCAGCUAUGGGACAUAGCCGGCCACGAGCGAUUCGGAUACAUGACAAGAGUGUACUACAAACAAGCAGCCGCAGCCGCUCUGGUCUUCGACGUGAAUCGCGUGGACACGUUCAAGUCGCUGAAGAAGUGGCUGCUGGAUCUGCGGGAAAAGGUACAGCAGCCCGACGGGAGCAACAUACCCGUCAUACUGUUGGCGAACAAGAGCGACAUACAGCAGGCGGCGGUGACGACCGACCAGAUCGUCAAGUUCUGCAAGGAGAACGAGAUCGACCAGUACUUCCUCUGCUCGGCCAAGGAGAAUACAAAUAUCGAGGAGGCGUUGCACUUCAUGGUGGCGGAAGUGCUGAACUCGAAAUUCAAGCAGGAAGUACGGGAGUCGAUCACACUUCGCAACGGGCCAAUCAGAGGGACCAAACAGGCAUGCUGCCACCUCAUGUGAAUCGUGAACAGUGCAAGUGUGUGUGUAUGUGUGCGUGAGCGAAUGAUGCGUGGGUGAAUCAUGUAUGCAAGUGUACGUAUGCGUUUGUGCCAUGAAAGGGAAAUCACUCUAAACGAAGUAUUGUAACAAAAUUUCGAUUUCCUUUUUCUGUUGUUGUUGUUUUUAUUCUAUCUUACCUAUUUUUUUUUUAUUAUAAAUGUACAUAAAUAUGUUUUUGUUAUCGUUAUAAUUCGUAUUUUCUAUGUACAAGCAAUCGAUGCGUAAUCUUAAUUAUUAAAUAAUAUUAUUGCGUUCAGGUGUGUCUCGAUGGUGCGUACGACAUCUAAAUACGAUCACACGGUGACCAUAAUAUUGUGUAUCGAAAAAAUUAAUUUUUUCGUUUUAUAAAAAAUGAAGAAAAAAAAUUAAUCCUCGUAUCGAAUUAUUUUUUUUUACACACGCGACAUAUACGUUCUUACUAGUUACUGACUGAAUGGUUGCGCUCUUAUUUUCUGUUAGUCAACGAUACGUCAUUGAAUUAAAAUAAAAUUAAGUUUUAUACACUAAACUUUUACAGAACGGGCAUGACAUAUUUAAUAUGCGAAGUAUACAUUGUGUAUAAAGUAGUGUACAGCUCGAGGUGAUUUAUAAAAAGAGAGAGAAA